GAAUUUUCCAAAGUUAGCUCGUCGCGUCCCCAUUCAAAGGUCCCACUCCAAACUCCUUCACUGAACAGUGAACACCAUAUCACCAUAUUCCCACCUCAGAUCCAACUUAUUUCCAGUUCACAGCCCUGUUCUUUAUUUUUCUUUUUUGGUGGGGACACCCCUUAAAUCGAAAUUCCCCGAGAGAUCCUUUAUCAGCAGCAGAGGAUAAAAACAUGUUGGAGUUACUUGGACUCUUCGUGUUUGGCACGGUUGCCUUGAAGGUGUUCAAAAAGUCGUCCCCGAACGGGAAAUUGACGGUUUAUCUCGGUAAGCGAGACUUUGUUGAUCAUCUGGGAAAAAUUGAUCCCAUUGACGGAGUCGUUGUUGUGGACACCGAUUAUCUCCAAGGAAGAAAAGUUUUCGGACUGGAGAAGCUGAUCAAAAAAUUGGGGGCAAAUGCGUACCCGUUCUUCUUUGAACUUCCGGCGACGUCCCCAACAUCAGUCACUUUGCAGCCUGGAACCUUGGACUCUGGAAAGCCCCUGGGGGUUGAAUAUGACCUCAAAACGUGGAUCGCCGAAAGCAAGGAAGAGAAGCCACAUCGAAGGUCUUCCGUUUCUAUGGCCAUUAGAAAGGUUCAAUACGCGCCAGUGGAAAAGGGCAGCCGGCAACCCAGUGCCAUCGUGAGCAAGGGUUUCGCCCUGGCCACGGGCAAAAUCAACCUGGAAGUGACUCUGGACAAGGACAUCUACUACCACGGAGAGCGGAUCACUGCCAAUGUCCGCGUGAGCAACAACUCCAGGAAAACAGUCAAGUGUUUCAAAGUCGGCAUUAUCCAGCACUGCGAGGUGACUGUGGUGAAUGCCCAGUUCUCCAGAGAGGUCGCCUCUCUGCAGACCAAAGAAGGGUGCCCCAUCACCCCGGGGGCGUCCCUCAACAAGCAGUUCUUCCUCACCCCAGUCGCCGGGGAAUUGUUCUUCUUUCUCCCGCAGCGAGACCUGCCAGCGUAG
This is a messenger RNA of Notodromas monacha, 989 nucleotides long. The record is from the annotation of a GenBank genome assembly. NCBI's taxonomy places the organism in Eukaryota, Metazoa, Arthropoda, Ostracoda, Podocopida, Cyprididae.